Penicillium verhagenii is the source of this 1983-nucleotide messenger RNA. RefSeq names its product fungal specific transcription factor domain-containing protein. The transcript has 5 exons. Gene Ontology annotation, molecular function: DNA binding; zinc ion binding. Gene Ontology annotation, biological process: DNA-templated transcription. The record is from RefSeq and is a predicted model, not a curated record. NCBI's taxonomy places the organism in Eukaryota, Fungi, Ascomycota, Eurotiomycetes, Eurotiales, Aspergillaceae. The coding region runs from base 1 to 1983 and encodes 660 amino acids.
AUGCUGGGAAAGGAAAUUUUGCCGGCACCGGCGGUGGAUACAAUUAAGCUUCUCCGCCCCGGGCCAACAAAUCGGCGUAUCGCACAAUUGGAGCGCGAAAAUGCAUUACUUCGUCAACAAGGAGGUCAAGUCCAGGAUGGGGAUGUCACCCUCGAUGAUGAACCAUCCAUGGUGUCAACUGAUGCUUCUUUUGCCAUGAGCCCAUCUCGGAGCCAAGUUGAUGUUUCACUAUCUCAGGAAGACUCUCCCUCUGUUGAUCGUCCAACUGGAUUAAGCAAUGGCUCUUCUCAUCCGGAAGCCUCCGAUAGCGACCGUCUGAAAAGCGCCGCUUCGUUAUAUCAUGGACCGACCAGCGCUGUUUACGAUGAUACUGCGAAUUCUGGAAACUCUGAAGAUACUGCGGAGUGGAAUAAAUUGCCAGUUCACGAAGGCUGGACUCGAAGCCACCUGUUUGCUGAAACAGCGAGGCAGCGACAAUUGGAAUUGUUGAACUUGUCCGCUGGAAAACUUGAUUUUGAUGGCGUGGACCCAGAAAUCGGAAUGCAUCUCUUGUCAAUCUACUGGUGCCGCCAACUCUAUACAGCACAGAUCAUUUACCGACCGGUGUUUAUGCGGGACAUGGCUUGUAACGGGCCCUAUUUUUCAAAAUUGCUACUCAAUGCCAUUCUAUUCACUGUCUCCAAGCAUUGUCCUCGACCCGAGCUUCGGUCAGACCCGGAUGACAGUACUACAGCUGGGUGGUCUUUUCGUCUGCGAUUCACGGAGCUUUUACGGGAUAGCUUUGACAAAAGCAAUAUCACUACACUCCAAGCACUCCUCAUCAUGUCCAAUUCGCUAUUCUCUAGAUGCGAUGAGCGAAGUCUAUCUUGGUUAUAUGCGGGCAAUGCAUUCAAUAUGAUCAUCGAUCUUGGACUGCAUGUACUCCCUUCCCCCAACAAGAUGUCACCGGAAGAUCUUGAGAUUCGGAAGCGGGUUGUAUGGGGCGCAUAUUCCAUUGACAAGAUCCAGUGUCUGUACCAAGGGAGGCCCCCACUUCUUCGCUACAUGAACUUCAAGGCAUCACUGAAUUUUCUGGACGAAUAUGACGAACUGGAUCCGUUUCAGGAAAUAACCUACACUCCUGUCAAGCACCAGUCGGUCAUUCCGUCAUUGAAUGUCUCCCUGUUAACGAAACUAUGCGAGUUGUCAAUCAUCAUUGAUCGCAUCCUAUGCGAACUAUAUUCAGAAUCACAGGAAAUGAGUCAAAGCCAGAGUCAGGUUAUCUCUGACGACAUCAAUUCAGAACUAGCAAGUUGGCGGCAAAACCUUCCACCACAACUCGACUACAUAUCCCAUCCUCGGGAAUCCGUCCUUCUUCCUCAGGCAUUCUGCCUCUUAGCGCUUUUCAACGUCCUCAUAAUCCUUUCGCAGCGGCCCUUGUUCACUGGAAGCUACAAUCAAUCUGACACACCAGGGGCAGCAUACGAGUCCGUGAACGUCUGCACAACAGCCGCGAACCAAAUUGUCCAGAUCCUUCGUGACUAUUCGCAGCAUUUCUCCAUCAGCAGUGCACCGUACAUGCUAUCAUACGCAACAUAUAUCAGUGCAACGAUCCACGCCAGAAUUGUGGCCCAGAAAGGCCGUAACUCAAAUUCGUUUCAGUCGCUGCUGCUUUGUCGCACCAUUCUGAAGGAGCAUCAGCGUCUAUACGCAGCGGCAGGUAAAGCCCGAGCUAAUCUCAAUAAGCUCGUUACGCAUCUCAGGAUUGAAAUCACAGAGGAUGAUGAGCAAAUAUCUGCUACUGUGGGGAGUAGUUCCGGCGCUCAGUUCAUUGUACAAGAACCUAUCACGACUUUUGGUGCAUCCAACAUUGUACCUCAGAUCAUGGAGCUACAAUCCCCGCAGUUGAACUGGGAAUUGUCAGAUUUGGAUCUUGAGGCUAUUGCCCAGGGAUUCCGUCUUGGUGGUGAACUGGAUUAUCUCAUGCGCCCGUCCGGAGUAUAG